GUUCAAAGCAUCUUGAAUAGUCUCAUUUAAACAAGUCUAAAAUUUGAAGGAAGACUUUUCCAACUAUGACUCAAUCCAAUAAGUAGAAAAAAAUAUCAGCAACUAUAAAAUUAACCAAUUUUGUUUGUAAAAAAAGUAUCUAAUAAAGGAAGAUGGAUACUGAGAAGAGACUCUAUGAUGCUGCAGUUAAAGGAGAUGUUAGAGUUUUACAAGAAUUACUUGAACAAGAUGUUCUAAUUCUUGAUAGACUUGCCUUAACUUGCUUCAAUGAAACACCUUUGCACAUAGCAGCACUGCGUGGUCAUAUCGAGUUUGUGAGGUUAAUUCUUGCUCAAAAUCCACAGCUUGCUGCUGAAUUGGAUUCGCGGAAGUUAUCUGCUCUUCACAUAGCUUCAGCCAAAGGACAUCUGAAUAUUGUUAAGAUGUUGUUGUUGGUAAAUCCUGAAAUAUGCCUGGCUUGUGAUCGCGAUGGUGCAAAUCCUCUUCAUCUUGCAGCUAUCAAAGGUCGAGUUGAAGUCAUUAAGGAACUUAUACAUGUAAGGCCUCGUGCAGCUCUAGGAACAAUGAUCAACGGAGAAAACAUUUUGCAUUUGUGUGUGAAGCAUAAUCAGAUUGAGGUUCUGAAGGUUCUAAUGGAGAUUGAAUGGGACAGUGAGUUGUUGAAUGCGAAGGAUGGUAAUGGACACAACAUUCUGCAUUUGGCUGUUGCUGAUAAGCAAAUUGAGACUGUCAAGUACUUGUUGAAGACACAUCAAAUUGAUGUGAAUGCAAUGGAUGCAAAUGGGAAUACAUCAUUAGAUAUCUUAGUACAGAGUCGUAGGGACGUGAAUGAUCUAUCCAUUGGUGAAUGUCUUGGAGAAGCUGGAGGUUUAAGAGCAAAAAAUAUUCCAAUGUCCAUCAUUCCCAAUGACUCUGGCGGAAAUAACCAUCCUCCAGUAUCUUCAGCACCAACAUAUUUAGGAGGAAAUCAGGCGCCAUCAAAAGGUGAUUGGCUUUCAAAGAAACGCGAGACAAUAAUGGUGGUAGCCUCACUCAUUGCAACCAUGGCAUUCCAAGCUGGAGUGAACCCUCCAGGAGGUGUUUGGCAAGAAAAUGAAAAAUUGGAUGAUCCGAGAACACCCUUAUAUAAAGCAGGGGAAUCAGUAAUGGCUUAUAAUCAUGCCAGACCAUAUCGAUAUUUCCUUCGUGUCAACACCAUUGCUUUUGUCUCUUCUCUCAGCACAAUCUUGUUGCUGAUAAGUGGAUUGCCCUUCAGGCGCAGACUUUUUAUGUGGGGUUUAAUGGUUAUAAUGUGGUCAACAGUUACCUCAAUAGCACUCACUUAUGGCAUAGCAAUUUACAUCAUCACGCCUAGGAAGGACAGGGAACCACUUGGUCAGAUCAUUUAUAUAGGAAUAACAGUGUGGUGUGGCUUAAUGGCACUACUUCUACUCGGUAACACAAUACGCCUGUUGCGUGUAUGGCAGAAAAAGAAGCAUGAAAUAAGAAGAGCAGCAGUACAAAAAUUUGUAAAUUUAGUUACUGUCAAUGUUUGAUUUUGUUGCAUUCAUAAAUAGGACACAGCCAUUAGAAGAAAUAAUAAUAAUUAUUUUUUUUGAAUCUA
This is a messenger RNA of Solanum pennellii, 1603 nucleotides long. Its product is annotated as ankyrin repeat-containing protein At5g02620-like. Gene Ontology annotation, molecular function: protein phosphatase regulator activity; protein phosphatase 1 binding. The transcript has 2 exons. The coding region runs from base 153 to 1535 and encodes 460 amino acids. Lineage: Eukaryota; Viridiplantae; Streptophyta; Magnoliopsida; Solanales; Solanaceae. Gene Ontology annotation, cellular component: plasma membrane. The record is from RefSeq and is a predicted model, not a curated record.